Messenger RNA from Papilio xuthus (Asian swallowtail), 1471 nucleotides. It is a transcript of the gene Fitm, whose product is annotated as acyl-coenzyme A diphosphatase Fitm. Bases 129 to 1223 code for a protein of 364 amino acids. The transcript has a single exon. The record is from RefSeq and is a predicted model, not a curated record. Gene Ontology annotation, cellular component: endoplasmic reticulum membrane. Gene Ontology annotation, molecular function: coenzyme A diphosphatase activity. Gene Ontology annotation, biological process: lipid droplet organization; phospholipid biosynthetic process; lipid storage. Lineage: Eukaryota; Metazoa; Arthropoda; Insecta; Lepidoptera; Papilionidae.
AUUAUCAAUGUCAUUGUAUAUUUGUCAUAUUACCUUAUUAUUAUUACUUCGUGUUCGUAUAUUUUUAGUUGUGUCGAUGUCGAUUACUUAAGUAGAAACUAGACAAGAUAAAUGUGAAUAUACAAAUCAUGACUAGUAGAGCGGCCAAUGUAAAAAACUCUCGAAUGAAUUUUAAGUUUCAAAAUGAGUCGCCCCAAGAUUAUAAAGGAACUAAGCCCAUUCGCGAAGCUUCAUCUAUUUUAGAAGUACUGAGUUUGAUGAUCGUGCACAUUUGCAAGAAAGUGCUAUUCUAUGACACUAAUUUAAAAAUAGCUAUUUAUUUAGGUGCUCUCUUUGUGCUAUCUUUGAUAGCUGAUGUAUUGACCUUUCCCAAAACAUACUUUUCUAGAAGUGAUAAUGUUUUCAACCAAUAUUUUGUGAAAAUUGGUUGGUUUUGGACAUUAUUUUUAACAGUACCUUAUGUUUUAUUAACAUCAUUUACUACCUGCUGUGGGAAAAGAAGACUUAUCUUUACUGCACAUUUGUCAAGAUUGGCCAUUGCAACAUUUUGUUGGUAUGCAUGGACAACAAUAUUUAAUGUUAUAGAAACCAAAUACGGUCGCUGCAACGCAAGAUCAUUUGAAACGAAGACAGCUUGCCUAAAAAAUGGUCAUUUCUGGAAUGGAUUUGACAUAUCAGGUCAUUGUUUUAUUCUUAUUUACUCAAGUUUAGUUAUGAUAGAAGAAGCCAAAGCAAUAAAUGGCUGGGAAAAAAUUAAGGACAACAUAAGAGAUGAAAAUUAUACAAGAAGCCUUAAUGAUAAAUCAGUCAGUGUAAACCCACUUAAAAACAUCAGUGCAGAAGAAUUAAAUAUUUUAAAAGAAUCCUAUGAGAUAGUAACACCCUAUGUGAGAGCAUUACUAAUUUUUAUAGCAAUAUUGCAGUUGUUAUGGGAUGUUAUGUUGGUUUCUACAAUUUUAUAUUACCAUAUUAUGAUAGAAAAAUUUAUUAGUGGUGUGAUAGCUAUAUUGACAUGGUUUGUUACAUAUAGAGUCUGGUACACUAUUCCAAAUGUCUUACCAAACUUACCAGGGCAAGGCAUUUUUAAAUAUAACAAUGGAAAGCCAGUGGCAUUAACACCUAACAGAAAAAAGAGCAAUGCUCCUAAUGGGAAACACUUUAUGGGAAUGCCUAUAAAUACCAAACAAGACACUAUGGAAGCUUCCACUGAAGAAGUUAGAUGAGUUAUUAAAUAUUUAAGGUAACAUAAUUGUUAAGGUUAUUUAUUUUACAUUCAAAUUUUUAUUGAAUAUUUUGAAGAUAUGGUCAUCACAACUAUGUUGUACAAAAUUAUUUUUAAUUUGUGUUCUUUAAUGGAAUUUGGCAAAUGGUGUUCUAUGGGUGUUUACUAAAUGGUUUGUUUUUUUAAGCAAAAUUAUUUGUAGUUUUUCUUAUUAACUAUUUACAACCUAAACUUGUUUAUUUUUAAAUU